UUUGGCGGAGAUAGGGAUCAGAUCACGAUAUUUGGCGGCAGCGCCGGCAGUAUGUCUGUGUCGGCACACGUCUUAUCCCCGCUGACCAAAGGUCUGUUCCGGAGGGCUAUUAUGCAAAGCGGCGCUAUAUUUCACUACAAGGGUAGGGAAGGGGUGAGCAAAACGGAUCAGUUGACAGAUACUCAGGCGUUGGCCAAACGGUUCAAUUGCACGGGCGAUGAGUGGGUGCGGUGUUUGCGAGCGGUUCCGGCGAAAGACUUUCUGAAGUACCCGAAAGUGGUUCAGAUGCCACUCGAAGGCGACAGUGUUUUACCACUAUUGGCCCAAAAGGCGUUCACUAGUCAUCACUAUAACACCGAUCUGGACAUAUUGUCGGGCAUUGUGCAGAACGAGGGCACUUCAUUGGCACAGAUGGUGGCGCCGGGCAUACAAAACAUGACGAUAACUGUUCAAAAAUUUGUUGAAUUAGUAAACGCCUCAAAAGCCCUAUUUUACGGCCUAAACGAGACAACUAUUACCGAGUUUUACGUGAAACAUGUCAACCAUAGCGACGCCCAGGCUAUGAGACAGGCCUACUAUGAGUACUACGGAGAUGUGCUGAUUAAAUGUCCCACAUAUUUGUUUGCCAAAAAGUACCAAGAGCUCUCUGCGGGCAAAAGUAAUGCCUAUUUCUACGAGUUAACAUACCAGGGCAAGGGUAUAGGUUGGCUGUGCCCGCCCGGCCAGGUAUGUCACGGCGCUGAGGUGUACGAGUGA
Medioppia subpectinata is the source of this 756-nucleotide messenger RNA. Lineage: Eukaryota; Metazoa; Arthropoda; Arachnida; Sarcoptiformes; Oppiidae. The record is from the annotation of a GenBank genome assembly.